This is a messenger RNA of Anthostomella pinea, 3657 nucleotides long. Lineage: Eukaryota; Fungi; Ascomycota; Sordariomycetes; Xylariales; Xylariaceae. The record is from the annotation of a GenBank genome assembly.
AUGGAGAACGAACCGCCCACCGAGGGCCGCUCCUCGCGACGUGACCGCCUGAUGGGGAAACUGUUUGGAAGCAGCAGCGUCGGUAGGGAGAGGAAAAUGACAAACGAAGAGAGUGCCAACGAGAUCUCCUCCUUCCUGGGCACCUCCGACAGGCUGCAGGUCACCCACCCGCCGCCGAGACCUCCCCCCUUUCAGAACACAGGGCCGCCGACACUAGCCCUCGACACGUCCAAGGCUGUUCGAUCCCAGAAACCUACCCACUUGGAGAAUCCGAAUCCCUCGUUACAGAGUCUCCGCGCCCGCUCCCACAGCCCACCACGCCCGCGGAAACACAAGGGACUGACUGUUCGCUUUGCCGACACAUACCCCGAGGUCAUGGGCGAAGGUGGAGAUGAGUGCCAGGCAGCCACUGUAGAAAUCGGCCGGAGGAAGAGAUCCAAGUCGGUGCCAUCAUCAGCACCCACGAAACAGGGUGUCCAAUACGCAAGACCGGGAGGCGCGUCCCAGGACACGCAAAAGGGCGAAGACAGCUUCAUACCUACUCCCAUUCGAAGAACACAGACCGGGUUCUCAUCAAUCUCGGAUUUCAACGCACAGGAUUCGAGUACGGCUCCCGCUCCAGCUCCCGCUCGUGCUCCUGAGCCUCCCAUGCCGCGUACGAUACCGGCCGGAGAGCCUGUACGAUCCCGUUUUCUGGACAUUGACAGUGGGAAAGACGAGAAUCGUCGCUCGUUCAUUGACGCUCACCAGCAGGAGCAGCGUCGGGCAGAGGGAAAGGCAUUGGCCGAGGCAAGGACUGCGAGUGCCAAUUCCCAACACGACUGGGACGAGCAGAACUCCUCUCCUGAACCAAUCCGUGAAACACAACCGCGCCGCAGAGACGUGCCGCCCCCAUCGACGGAGGAUUUCAAUUCGUCGUUAGCGAGAACCAAGUCCGCUCGAGCACCAGUGCCUCCACCCCCGUUAUCAGAGUCUGUAUCUACAAUGCUCCGAACCCAGUCCACGAGAUCUCCCCUGCCACCACCGCCAGCGCGUCGAUCGCCCCCGCAACCGCCGCCGGCACGAAAUCCAUCAGUGAGAUCGCCUCUGCCGCCUCUACCUACUCGGGAUCCAUCACCAAUGCGAGCACCAUCUACCAGAUCGCCGUUGCCGCCACUCCCAGCUCACGAGGCGCUGCCAAAGUCUGACCAUGAUCCUAUCAAGUCGCAGCGGCCCAUGUCCCCCGAAGAGCUACGGAUCAAUACGAACUCAGUUGAUGCGAGCCCUUCGUCCACAUACACGAACUCUGUUCACUCAACUUCCGAUCUCUCUUACAGGCCGACACCCAUCACCCAGAAUCCCGCGUCGCGGGGCUAUUUCCCCCCUUCGCCCGAGAGGACAAGAUCAAACUUGCACGAGGUGGUAGUUGCGGCAGGAGACGAUGCCUUCGAAACAUUCACUGCCCGUACCAAGCAUUUGAGCGAGCUAUUUCGUUUGUAUGCCGAACAACUCAAGCCUUUGGAAACUUGCCGUCCAGAUGACCUGUGCAGGGCUUCUUUGUGGUGGUUUUUGAAAGGGAGAACGGGUCUAGAGAUGACCAUCAGGAAUCGUCCAUCAGACCCCGACGAUCAGCGACACCUCAUGGCACGAUAUCAGGCCUACACCGAUUUGGCAAAAGCAUACUGGCUAACAGAAAAGGCACUUCCCGAGAUAGCAGAAGGCAAAUACAGCCCCGUGGAUGGAGAGUUAGGCGAGGUCAGACAGGCGAUUGUUUCCAACUUGAGGAAGCUGUCUGUGUCCAUGUCACGAAAUGGAUUUCUGCCACCCGAAGAGCCAUUCCUUCCUCAGACCAUGGACAAGUCCAUCUGGCUGGAGUAUCCCUCGCUAAGCCAGGAUAUCACUGCGCUUCUCAAUGGAGCAUGGGGAUCAGCUCUGGCUGUUGUGCAGCAACCCACUCGUACCAUGGAUCCACUUGACGCUUUACCUAUUGGCGACACUACCAAGCACUUCAACUACACACGAAUAACAGCUGAUGUGUAUUUGAUGGAGCAAGGCAUGGACUCUAUGCAGACCCGUUUUCCCUGUAUCCUAUCCGUGGUUCGCUCUCACAACGACUCGAGCCUGAACUUUGUUGUCGCGAGCCAGAACCGAUGUGUUUCAUUACGCGUACAGUCAGACAAGAAAGCAGGUGCGACGUGGCAAGAUCUAAAGUGGCGACCAGAUGCGAGCUCCCUAGAGAUCAAGAUGCCAAGAGGCUUCAUGCUGGUGAUUCGAUGCUCCCAGCCGGAGUUCAAGAUGCUGUGGGGCAUCUACGACUUCAGCACGAAAGUGCAAAGCUAUCUGUAUCCUCGGAAGGAUGAAAUAAUGACACACAGCAUUGCUCUCCGAGCAUUCCAUUAUUUCGACUCGAAUCCCCAAAGCCGGGCGUUCCCCAAGGAAGCCGUAGGACAAUGCCAGCUGGGCUUAUUCGAACGACUUCUGAAAGAGAAUAGCCCAACUGGAACCAGGACAUUUCAUCGCGGGUUCCGGGUUGCAGUGGUGACGGGACCGAGGAUCAGAACGCUCAGCGGCGUCACGCAUUUCUUUGCUCCGCAAUUGCCAGUCCAGUUUGCUCUGUUGCGUGGCGAUCAACGCGCGCCCCUUCUCCAGCUAGAUUUCAAUGACGGGAAGGAUAAGGGACGUAUGGUGCUGUCAUUCAACGACGACAAGGAGCGCGAAAAGAUGCUGAGACUUCUCAGUGGAAGCUAUGUUCAGCAGGACGAGGAGGUUGUCGCUGAUGUCCCACUGGAAGGCAUGAAUAUGUCAGAAGGACUUGCUGACACAAAGGGGGGCUUCGCGGCUAUCCAGCGACUACCGUGGCAACGUGCGCGCAUUAUCAAUGACAAGUACCUCGAGAACCCGCCAACCGUGCUGGCAGAAAAACUGAGAGUUGAAAUCGACUCGAUGGAUAAGAGUGGCGUCGGGGUUGUGAGCACUAUCACUGACCGAGUCAACGUCGGUCCUGGGGAGUUGAGGCUGAGACUCGGUACUCGAGAUAUCCUCACGCUGCAGGUCAUGCGACAGGCUCAAUUGGAUAUGACAGUCUCGUUGCUGGAAACCAGUGUGCCCAGAGACUCUUACCGGGAGUUUGCCAGUCUGCAGAAUACUAUCCAGCGCGGGCAGACUCUUCGCACCUACCGCUUCCCCAGCUUCAAAGACCUGCACGCCUUCCAAGCGGGGCUCACAGGAUACACGAUACUGUUUGACGGAAUUGCUUCAAGCAUGAACAUCUCGCGGCGGCGGAUGGUGGUGCCGAUCCAUAAGAAGUGGGAGGCUGGGACGACGCGUGUUCAGGUGGUGCAGCGGGAGAAGACGGUGCAGCUCCUCGCCUUCUUCGAAGAGUGGCACCAUGGCGAAUGCAUGGGUUUUGCGCUCAAGGGUACAGACGUGUUCGAAGCAUUCAGUCGAAACGGAAAAGCCGGCUUGAAACUAGCAGACGCAAAGUUCCCGCUUCCGAGAGUUCCGGCUGAAGGGGCGCCCAAGACGGACGACAUGGCCUUUAUUAGUCUCGACAUGCCGGAGUUCGCUGGCGAACAUGAUGACCUGACCAUCCUUUUUGAUGACAACAUGGAGCGAGACCGGCUUUGCGCGGUCCUGCCGGCUCCGGUCAAAGGGUCCCGGCUGAGCAGAGGCAAAUGA